Messenger RNA from Cololabis saira (Pacific saury), 4167 nucleotides. RefSeq names its product Rho GTPase activating protein 20 (gene arhgap20). The record is from RefSeq and is a predicted model, not a curated record. Lineage: Eukaryota; Metazoa; Chordata; Actinopteri; Beloniformes; Belonidae. Bases 217 to 3567 code for a protein of 1116 amino acids. Gene Ontology annotation, molecular function: GTPase activator activity. Gene Ontology annotation, biological process: signal transduction; regulation of Rho protein signal transduction. The transcript is spliced from 15 exons.
AGGCUGGAGUCAGGCUGAGCCGCAGCAGCGCAGCGCUCACACCGAGGAGAGCAGCCGAGCAGCCCGCACACACGUCCGCCCCGCUGGCUCCUUUCAGUCAUGCUUUCUCCCACAAGUCUGCCCCUCGGUUCUGCCGGAUAAAGUUUGGACGUACCUCUCUUUUGCCAUGGGAAUAUACCGGCGGAGCUGCUGGCCCCGUGGAGCUCCGCAGCCUUGAUGGAAACGAUGCCGCCGCAGCAGGGGAGCAUGGGACAGCACAGGUCCGAGUCCAUGACCGGGGACAGCAAGAAGAAGAUGAAGACCCUGGCCCAAAGACGGCAGUCGGCUCCCUCGCUGGUCAUCAGCAAAGCACUUACAAGAUCCAGAAGCGCAUCCAGGGAGAGCUGCCUGACGCCAGUCAGCCCGGAGUCGUGUCCACUCGUGCAGGCCUUCUUGGCCGAGAGUCCGGGCCGCAUAUUCCUGGGCCACGCCCAGACGCAGCUGAAGACCGGCCUGCAGACCCAGGAGAGGCACCUCUUCCUCUUCGGUGACACGCUACUCGUCGCCAAGGCCAAGUCCCCAACGCACUUCAAAGUGAAGGCCCAAGUGAGAGCGUGCGAGAUGUGGACCGCUAACUGCAUGGAGGAGGUGUGUGAGGGCAGCACGAGCCCCGAGAGGAGCUUCGUCCUGGGCUGGCCCACCUGCAACUGCGUGGCCUCCUUCAGCUCCGAGGAGCUCAAGGACAAAUGGUUGGCACUCAUCAACAGUCGGAUAAGUGAAGGAAAAGAGAAGGACGACCCCAAGACUGUUCCUCUAAAGAUAUUCGCCAAGGAUAUUGGAAACUGUGCUUAUGCCAAGACGCUGGUGGUCAGCAACACUGACAGCACCACGGACGUCAUCCGCGUGGCUCUGCAGCAGUUUGGCAUCUCGAAUUGUGUGAAAGACCACCGGUUGUGGGUGAGCUCCUGUAAGGACGAGCCUCCGUAUCCUCUCAUCGGCCACGAGUUUCCGUUCAGCAUCAAGAUGAGCCACAUACGAGACGGCGGCAGCGGCGCUGGAGGAGUGGGGAGGGAUCCCAUGAGUCCCACCGACUGCCCGGGGGUUCUGCUGCUGGACCAGUGUCUCCCCCCAGACACACAGUGCCAGUUCAUCCUCAAACCCAACAAGGCUGUCGUCACAUCGCCGCAUCUCCUAGAGCCUGGUCACUCCAAGACCUUCAAGAGAAAGCGCUCGCUGAUAAACUGGCCUUUCUGGAGAGGUUCCAACACGCAGCUGGACAGCCUGCCCCUGUCCCCGACGUCCCCGUCCCCCACGCAGGGACGGCUGUUUGGACAGCCCCUGAGCGCGGUGUGCUCCCCGGACCACGGCCUGCCCAAGCCCGUCAUGGACAUGCUGGCGUUCCUGUAUCUGGAGGGGCCGUACACCCGGGGCAUCUUCAGGCGCUCAGCCGGGGCCAAAGCCUGCCGGGAGCUGCGAGACCGGCUGGACAGCGGGACGGAGGACCCGGAGAUCAAACGGCAGUCCGUGUUCGUCAUCGCUGCCGUCCUCAAGGACUUUUUGCGGAACAUCCCCGGCGGCAUUCUGUGUGUGGAUCUUUACCACCAGUGGGUGGACGUCCUGGAGGGAGAGGGAGAGGAGGAACGGCUGUCGUCCAUCCAGAGCUUGCUGCCCCUCCUGCCCGGCGAGAACCUGCUUCUGCUGCGACACGUGAUCGCCGUGCUGCACUGCAUACAAGGGAACGCCCACGACAACCAGAUGAACGCCUUCAACCUGUCAGUCUGCAUUGCUCCCAGCAUGCUGUGGCCCCCGGCCCCCAGCACCCCCGAGAUGGAGGGGGAGGCCACCAAAAAGGUGUGUGAGCUGGUCCGGCUCUUCAUCGACAACUGCUGCAGCGUCCUGGGAGACGUGGCGUCGCUCUUCAGAGCCUGCAGCCAGAAGAGCAGCGGCAGCGACCACGGCUCCGACGCGUCCUCCUUCCAGCUGAACGACUCGUCCUACGACAGCCUGGAGAACGAGCUGAACGACGACCCCGAGUCUCCCUACCAGGAGCCGCUGCCGCUGCGGGACAAGGACAAGCCGGACAGCUGCAGCCGGGACUCGGUGAUCACCCUGAGCGACGGGGACCCCGAGCCGGACGCCGACGGGGAGCUGCUGCUGCAGCUGCCGCCGCUGGCCCGGCCCCGGCGCUUCAGCCCCGUGGCUCGUCAGCCCCGCACCCGGCAGGUGGGCUGCUCCUCCCAGGCCCCGCGGCGGCUGAGACGCAGCUCGGAGCCGGCCCUGGCCCUGGCCGGCACGCCCUCCUCCAGCGCGCUGCUGGCCCUCGCAGAGAGCCGGCGGCAGCCCCCGCGCAAGGCCAGCUACGACGCCGCCAUGGAGGGAGAGGGGCAGCAGGAGGACGAGGUGUUCCUGGAGCAGGGGCUGGGCCGGCUGCAGCUGCAGGAGGAGAGGAAGGAGGAGAGCCAGAGCCGAGCGGCCCGAGUCCCCAGCGGCGGGCGGAGGAAGACGAAGCACGCGCCUCCACCGCCGCUGCGCCUGGACGCCAGCUGCUCCAGCCUGUCGUCCCCGGCAACCUCGCCCACGGGCUCCUCCCUCAGCUCCCUGGACUCCGCCUUCUCGCAGUACUCCACCGACUACGGCGUGGGCGGCGGGGCGGCCCCCCAGCAGUCCCCCAGAGACUCCCCGCCCCAGAGGGAGGUGCCGCCUCACUGGCCCCCGGCCCCCGGACAGAGCCACAGCCUCCACCCCAACACGUGGCUCAAGAGGGAGCUCUGCCUGUCCCUGCGGCAGCCUGAGACCGGACACACGGAGGACGCAGUGGCGGUGAACGGACACUCCCACCCCGCCAGUAACGGCCACACGGCCGCGCCCGCACAGGAAGCUGCGGAGACCAAUCAGAGCGGCCGCAGGUCCAGCAGCCCCCCCUCCUACCACCAGGCCCUGCUGCAGCUGCAGCGCGGGCGCUGCCCAUUCUACCGAGCCGCGGACAAGGCUCUGACGGUCAAGGAGCUGCGGCUGCUGCACGACCAGCCGGCGGCCUGCAGGCCCCCGCCCUCCCCCACCAGACCCCAGACCGGGGCCGGGAGCGGGGAGAGCGAGAGCGUGCAGCCCCCGCAGGGGGUUUUCUUCGGACAGAGUCCCACAGCCCUCAUCCUGCACAGGCCCAAGUCCCACUCUCUAAUCCCACCCCUGGAAGUCCACAAGGGCCGGAAGACUCUCCCCCGCCGAGCCUCCGAGCCCACCAAACUCCCGGCCAAGUGCCAGCACCCGGCCAGCCUCACCCUGGACCGGGCCCGGCCCCCGGCCCCCAGGGCCCCGGGGGCCCCGGCGCAGGACGGCAGGCUGCGGGCUACGGACGUGGAGCCCUGCCACGCCUCCUCACACCCCUGCCUGUCUCCCUCCUCCACCCGGGCCGUCAGGGACUACUUCUCCUCGCAGGGCAAGGCGGACUCAGACGCCUGCCUGCGCAGGAGCCAGGAAGUGGUUUUGGCCAUCGUGCAGAGCAAGAAGGAGUGGCGGAGCCGGCGCUGCAGCGACCCGCAACUGGAAGACUUUGAGCAGCUUUUCUUUGCAGAAGAGUCCUACGUGUAAAUAAACUUUGUACACUUUGUAAAUGGGAGACUGACUUUUAUCUGACAUGUUGAUUUCUAUACGACUGCCAUCAUUGUUGGGAUUAUACUCUGCCAAAUACACAUUAUUUUUCUGGAAGGGGGGGGGUCAUUAGGGCUGGGCGAUAUAGACCAAAAGUCAUAUCUCAAUAUUUUCUAGCUAAAUGGCGAUACUCGAUAUAUAUCGAUAUUCUUUCUGUGCCAUAAUUGGGGUUUCCCCCAAAGCAUUAUAGCAUAGCAUCUCUGUUAGCUUCAUAUUUUCUGAGGCAAACCCUUAAAAAAACAGUCUAAUUUUUAAUACAAGUUUUAAUACAAAGCCUCGUGCCAAAUGUCACACAGGUACAUUUAUUAACAGAGGUCUGCACAAUAUCAAAAUGAAUAAAACAAAUGAAAUAAUAAUAAUAAACUGCCUGCAUAUAUAGAAUAAAAAUGCUUCUUGAAUAAAAUAAAACAAAUAUCCCUUUCCUGCAUAAUAAUUAAAUUAAAAUACACCGUGCAAUUAAUACAAUGUAGACAGUAACAGGCAGACUUUUCCACUGAGGUUGACAGUUGUGCAAAUAACAAAACAUUUGUCAAUUUGUCA